AUGGGAGGCAGGAUCACCUGUCUGCUCCCGGCUCUGUUUCUUCUCGUCAUCCCAGGCUCAUCGGCCAUCUCGGGUCCCAGAGCAGUGAGAGGUGUGGAGCAGGGCUCACUGACUGUGCGGUGUCAAUACGACCCUGGGUAUGAGCCCUAUGUGAAGUGGUGGUGCCGGGGGGCUGACUGGAGCAGCUGUUGCUUCGUUGUUAAAACGAACCUUGGAUCAGAGAAGGAGGUGAAGCAGGGCCGCGUGUCCAUCAAGGACAACUGGAAAGACCGCUCGUUCACCGUGACCAUGGAGAAGCUCAGGGUAGACGAUUCAGACACUUACUGGUGUGGGACUGAGAGAACUGGAGUCGACCUGGGGGACGACGUUGAUGUGACCAUUGACCCAGCACCUACAGUGUCGAUCUCCACCCGCGCCACCUCCAGUGCCAACAUGUUCACGGCAUCAGUUGCCCCAGAAGAGAAUCAACGGCAACUGCGUGUUGCUUCCAACGUUCAUCUGUCCCGUUUUUAUGGAGUGGACUUCUGCACGGCCUGCACUGUGCGGGGCUCCGGGGACACAGACAAGGAGCAUCUCCUGCGGAGCUCAGAGAUGGAGACUCUGAGUCUGGGACUCGGUUGGGAUGGCAGCCAGUGUGGAUGGCACGGCUGGCCCCUGCUGGGCAGCGUCCACUUCCUGGUCCUGGUCUUCCUGAAGGUGCCCCUGUUCCUGGGCAUGCUCGCCUCUGGCCUUCAUCGUCCUGAGGCCUCCAUCACAGGAGAAACUACACGAAGGAAUGGAAGAGCGGAUGCCUUCUUCUGGGCCUAG
This is a messenger RNA of Capra hircus (goat), 807 nucleotides long. Its product is annotated as CMRF35-like molecule 4. NCBI's taxonomy places the organism in Eukaryota, Metazoa, Chordata, Mammalia, Artiodactyla, Bovidae. Gene Ontology annotation, molecular function: transmembrane signaling receptor activity. Bases 1 to 807 code for a protein of 268 amino acids. The record is from RefSeq and is a predicted model, not a curated record. Gene Ontology annotation, cellular component: plasma membrane. The transcript is spliced from 6 exons.